AUGGCUGACUCCUCGAACAAUCAAACUGGCGAGCAGCGCGCCUCCUCGUCCAAGGGCGAUGGCGAUAUGAUGCCUCCUUCGAGUAUACUUUCUCCUUCCGAGACCGUUUCGCCAUCUGCCGCCGAAGACGGCAACGCGUCCCCUAUCAAGAUGCCUCUGCUUCCCCACGAAAAACUUUUGCCUGUUCCCUCGGAUGAUGAAGGCGAUACUUCUCCUGUUGAUAUGCCUCUUCUUCCUCAAGAGAUUCUCUCCAAGCUUGCCGAAGACGAAAAGAACAAGAAUCCGCCUGCUGGAGGUAUCUUGUCCACCCAUGAGAAUCAUUCGGGGCCUGUCUCUGACAAUGAUGGCAACACAUCUCCUAUUAAGAUGCCUCUGCUUCCUCACGAGAAACUCUCUCCCUCCUCGGGCGAUGGUAGCGAUAACUCUCCUAUUGAGAUGCCUCUUCUUCCCCAUGAGAAGCUUUCUUCCCCUACUUCUCAGGUCCCUACCUCUCCCGCCUCAGUCACUCCUAUCUCUUCCACUCCCGCCGCCAAAGACCACCCCCAGAUCUUGAUCUACCAGUCUAGCGACGCCAAGGUCUACCUCGACGGAGACAGAGCCAUCAAAGAACACAUCUCUUUCGCCCAUCUUCGGGAAGAAUUUCACGCCACCGACGAGCUCUAUCAUUCGAUGCGUGUCUGGUACACCGUCCUGCCCCAAAGACUAGGAGAAAUCCUCGGCGCAGAUCAUCCCUACCUGAACCGUCUCAGCGGCUGCUACCCCAUCGUCCCUAUCCAGUUCACCCUCGUCAAGCGCAACGCCAAUCAUACCGACACUAUCGACGGCGUCCCCGUCGAGGGCGAGAUCAAGAUGCGGAGAAUGGUUCCCGUCAGACCCGGCAUAAUCUCAGACGUCAUCUACCACACCUUUCCCACUGCCGCCCUCCGAGCCGAGGCCCGCCAGCUGCCCGCCAACUUCGACCUGCACCCUCUGGCCUACCUAGGCAUGAACCAGCCCGCCUCCGUCGCCGAGCAACGUUCUCAGAACACAAACCUCGCCGCCUUCCCCGCCUACCUCGAGCAGAUCACCCAGUACGUCGGCAGGAAGGGAGUUAUCAUGCUAGCUCGCCAGAUGGGCAUCGCUCUUGCCGUCAUUCACGUCGACCUCGCCAGGGACGCCCACCACGUCAAGUUCCACGUCGGCUACGAGGAGGGCUACGACCGCGCCACGCUGUGGAUCAGCGGCCUUGGCCGCAUGAACAGGCUGGAUGUGAAGGACGACGGCGAGGUCGUGGGAGACCCCGCCCUGGAGGUCUAG
Molecule: messenger RNA, 1296 nt
Organism: Colletotrichum truncatum
Lineage: Eukaryota; Fungi; Ascomycota; Sordariomycetes; Glomerellales; Glomerellaceae
Source: RefSeq, a predicted model, not a curated record